Molecule: messenger RNA, 424 nt
Organism: Penaeus vannamei (Pacific white shrimp)
Lineage: Eukaryota; Metazoa; Arthropoda; Malacostraca; Decapoda; Penaeidae
Source: RefSeq, a predicted model, not a curated record
AUAUUUUGAAAAGCUAAACUUCAAUGAAGAAGAAAUUUGUUGAAAUCUAAUUCGGCGUUCAUAUAUCAGUUGAUUUAGUGCAGGAGGAAGUCAUCAAGAUGGGAAUAAUAGUGACCCGUUUACAGAAAUGGAUAUAUGACAGAAGGGAGCAUUGCAAACUCGUUAUGGUCGGACUGGACGGCGCAGGGAAAACAACAAUACUAAAUAGACUAAAGUUGGGAAAGUUGUAUGCAAUUGACACUUUCAAUGGCCUGAGCGUAUCAACACUAGACUACCGCAACCUCACCAUCAUCGUGUUUGACGUCGGCGAAGAGAAGUCCCAGCGUGAGUUUUGGGGACAUUUUACCCAGGAUGUCAAUGCUGUUAUUUACGUGGUGGACGCGGCUGCUCCUGGGGACUGCAACUGCUAAGGAAGAGCCUGGAG